This is a messenger RNA of Ilex paraguariensis (yerba mate), 339 nucleotides long. The record is from the annotation of a GenBank genome assembly. NCBI's taxonomy places the organism in Eukaryota, Viridiplantae, Streptophyta, Magnoliopsida, Aquifoliales, Aquifoliaceae.
AUGGUGCCUGAAGAUGUGGUUUUCUUUAAAUUGAUUUGCAGGAAGACCUCAAAUUGGGGUGUCAAGAAGAGGGAAAGAGCUAUCUUUGAGCGAAUUGAGCUGACUCGAGUUUCCCAAGCUGAGGCUUAUGACACCAAAUUUAUAAGGAAUCUUGUUGCAAUAGCUCCUAAUAAGGAGAUGUUGAAGAAAUCCCUAGCUGAGAAGAGACAAGCCAGGCUUGUUGGGGAGGCUAGAGCUAAUAAGCAGAGGCACUUGGGGAAGUCAUUCGAGCUCCCUCAUCGCGAUGUUGAACUACCAAUUUUCAAGGAGGUUAUUACUGCUGACCUCCCUUCAACCUAA